Molecule: messenger RNA, 2950 nt
Organism: Pseudomyrmex gracilis
Lineage: Eukaryota; Metazoa; Arthropoda; Insecta; Hymenoptera; Formicidae
Product: achaete-scute homolog 2-like
Exons: 5
Coding region: 1080-2117 (345 amino acids)
Biological process (GO): regulation of transcription by RNA polymerase II
Cellular component (GO): RNA polymerase II transcription regulator complex
Molecular function (GO): DNA-binding transcription factor activity, RNA polymerase II-specific; RNA polymerase II transcription regulatory region sequence-specific DNA binding; protein dimerization activity
Source: RefSeq, a predicted model, not a curated record
GUAGUGCAUAGCAUGGAGGCAUGAUCGAGGCGAACAACACAGAAGUGCCUGGUGAAUACGCAAGAUCGUGAAGAUCUUCCUUCCGGCGUGAGGAGCUUCUUCCAGUUGCUUCUUCCCAAGUUGAUCUCUCCCCGGAAUUCCCGUAUUUCACAAUUUGUUGGUCGAUGUGAAAUUGAUUAUCAAUCUGUUGUUGCACGUGGCACAUCUGUUGUAACACCAAUCGUGUGAAUUGUUGUUUGAUUUUGCAAGUGAAGGUUGUCAAGAAUCGAUUCAAUAGUGAACGUUAACUGUGUGUUUUCGUGUGUGCUCGUGCGUUGACAAUUCCGUAUACAAAAUUGAUUCUGACAGUCUUACGUUUACUGAUGUUUAAAGCCGUGAAAACUUCAGAGGAGCAAAUUAUUGUUCGUUCGGGCAUUGGAUCAACUGGCAUCGAUCACUGUUUCUCAUUGAAUGUCGUUCCACGAACAAUUUGGAAUGGAUGACAUCGGUGACCGGUAGUAGUGAGAUCGAUUUCACGAUCGAUACACGGAUAUUGGUUUGUUUCAAAAUGCACUGAUCGCGUAAAUCAACGUUUCACAGUUUUUUGACCACGAAAGCGUGCUGUAACAUCGACAAUAACACAAAAAACUGUCGCCAUAAAAGACGAAGCGUAAAUCGAAGAAUUUUUCACAUUUUUUUAUUCCCUCCAAGUGCCUUUUAUCUAGUGAGAUUUUUCGCCUCGUCACAAUGUUGUUGUUCUGUAAAUAAGAUUUAAAGGUUGAACGUGUUGUGUGUGAAAUUGUUUGAGAAAUUUUACUUUUGUGACCGGCAAAAUUAAUUGAAUUAAAAAUCACCACGGAAGUUGCUCCAUUCUUUGAUGUGUAUAAUAGUUUCCGAGGAGUCGACGACCGUCGCGGAGAAGAAUAGACGGUGACCUCAUGCUUUACUUAAGCCGUGUCGACCGGCAGCGAGACAAUUAGAUCUCGGUUCGGGUCAUCAGCUUCAUGGUUUGGAACAACAUCGUGGAGUUUCAAUGAUAGUUCACGCAUUCCACAAAGUCUCCCGCUAACAAGAAAUCUGUUGAAAACAAGAGAGAAACAAUGGCGACCAUGGGGGUAACGAUGUUCUGCAACAGGGUGCAGAUAAACGGCAACGAUCAGGAGCAACUGAUGUUGCUGCGAACGUUGCAAGAUAACGAGAACAACAUUAUCGGCAAUCAGCCGCUGAUAGUUCCGAAAAACGGCGGCGGCCCCAACAACGCAACGAAUUCCGCGACAGUGUUACCCCCUUACGAUCCGUCUCGAUUGAAGAAACACGGCAAAAACGGACAACCGCCGCCCGUCGCCGUUGCACGGAGAAACGCCAGAGAGAGGAACCGUGUGAAACAAGUGAACAACGGUUUCGCCACAUUAAGACAGCACAUUCCGAGCCACAUAGCCGCGGGUUACGGCGACAGGGGCAAGAAGCUGUCAAAGGUGGAGACUCUCCGAAUGGCUGUGGAAUACAUUAGAGGCCUACAGAGGCUCCUGGCCGAGGCGGACGGCGUUGAAUACGAAUCCAAGACCACUGUAGGCGCGCAAUGCGCUCCUUCCCCAACCGGUAGCAUCGUCUCUUCGAGUCACAACGGCUCCGGCGAGAGACUCGUUCUUGAGGACGACGUGCUCGCCACGGAAGAUGAGGAAAGAGAACAACUGGACGAAGAAGAGGACGGGAGUAAAAAAUCGAAGAUCAUCACAUUGGCCAGAUUAUCUCCUAAUCGAACGGCUAUUUCUUCACCACGCGACUAUUAUGCAUCGUCGGCGGGCGACGAGGAGAAUCUGGAGCCGCGAACAAUAGUUGGCGGACAGAACUUUUCGAGACUGUCGCCGAAUUCGGUGGCCUCGCCGCCGUCGGAGUAUUACGCUCAAAACGAAGAGAAUCUGGAGCCGCAAAUUUUGUCACCCUACAGCGGCGCCGGGGACAGCGAAGAGGGCACGGCGACCGUCUACGCGACUAGUCCGGAGACCUUCUCCGGGGCCCUUUAUUACAAGCAAGAGAUCACCGAGACGGGGGAAUUCAUGGAUGUCGUCAGCUGGUGGGAACAGGAACAGGGCAGACUUGUUCAUCAGCAACACACGCAACGGCUGACGCACGUGUAAACCGUAGUUACAGGCUCCAAUAAGGAAUGAUCGGUGCAUUCGAGGUCCACUUUUACCGCCUUAAUAAUCAAGAUUUAAGAUUUAAUACGUCUUACAAUGAAAUUUCGUAUGAUCUCACUAUAAACCUGGACGAGAAUCUACUUACGAAACCACACGUACAAAUAUACGAGAGAAAUAUAUAUGUAUAUAUUUUUUGUGAUUAGUAGCAAAAAUUGUACUUACUGUUACAAGUAUUUUACUGCCAAACUCUUAUUGUGUUUUACAAAUCAUUCGCGUAACGUAGAUAAAACGUCACGGAUACAUAUUGUAUCUUUAUUUAAAAUAAACAAUUUACAUGUAAUAUGUAUAUUUAUCUAAAAUAAGUAAACUCUCUUAAUUUAAUUGUAAUUACGUGUGACAGAGAAAUUUUCAUAUCACUAAGCAUGUCGUUUUCUGAGGAAUUUCAUGCAAACUUCCACUGUAAUUAUAAUUAUUCUUCUUCGCGAACUAUUAGAAAGACAUAUAUUUUACAUAUAUAUAAUAUAUAAUUCUUCUCUGCAAUGACAUUUUGCGCUUCCAGAUAAAAAAUAUUUAUUUGUAUUUGGCUAUUUAUAUACUUUGCACCAAGUACAAUUAACUUAGUUAUAUAAAUUUGAAUAUACUUACACAAUCGUUUUUUAUGCAAAAAUCAAAAAAUAACGAUGAGUCUACAUCUACCAACAUAACGUGCUGUAAAACAGAAGAUAUUCUUGUUGUACAGAUAUAUCAUUGAAUGUUGAUACGCUAUUGCAUUAAAUUUUUGCAUGUUCGUUCUGUGAAAAAAAUGUGACAUUCUUAUUUAAAGACAAAAUGUU